This is a messenger RNA of Lodderomyces pseudojiufengensis, 981 nucleotides long. RefSeq lists its product as uncharacterized. Gene Ontology annotation, molecular function: dioxygenase activity. The record is from RefSeq and is a predicted model, not a curated record. The coding region runs from base 1 to 981 and encodes 326 amino acids. NCBI's taxonomy places the organism in Eukaryota, Fungi, Ascomycota, Pichiomycetes, Serinales, Debaryomycetaceae. The transcript has a single exon.
AUGUCCUCAAACCCAUUACAAAUAGUUGAUAUCACAAAUCCAAUAGAAAAAUCAUCAAAAGAAUUAUUAAAUGCUCUAACAACUCAAGGUUUUGUAUUUAUAGAAGGUCAUAAUUUUACUCAAAAUGAAGUAGAUAAAAUAUUUGAAUUAUCUAAAGAGUUCUUUGAAUUACCAUAUGAUUAUAAACUGAAAUUUUCAAAAACAAAUAAUAGUAAUUCUGGUUAUAUACAUUUUGAUAGAGAAAAUUUAGAUCCAAAUAAUAAAAAAGAUUUUAAAGAAGGUUUAAAUUUAAGUGAAAUUAAUUUUAAAACUGGUAUACCUUCAGGUCCAAUACCUGAUUGGAUAAUUAAUGAUCCCGAUAGAAUUGAAUUUAUUCCAAAAAUAAUUAUAAAAUUAAAUGAGUUAGCAUUACAAUUACUUCGAAUAUUAGCCGUGGGUUUAAAAAUUGAAGAUUUAAAUAACACAGAAGGAAAAGAAUGGUUUACAUCAAGAUAUAAAUCAACAUCUAAAUCAGGUUCAACAUUAAGAUUCCUUCAUUACCCCAAGUUAACAUCAACAAAUGAUCCAAUAAGAGCUGGAGCACAUACUGAUUAUGGAAGUAUGACAUUAUUAUUUCAACGUGAAAAUCAAGAAGGUUUGGAAAUAUAUAAUAAUAAAAAAUGGGAAAAAGUUCCAUUUAUAAAAAGUUUUAAAACGGGAGAUGAUGCACCACCAAUUAUAGUGAAUAUUGGAGAUUUAUUAAGUUAUUGGACUUCAGGAUUAUUAAAAUCAACAAUUCAUAGAGUUAAAUUUAAUAAUGAAUCUUUAAAAGAAGAUCGUUAUUCCAUAGUGUUUUUUAGUCAUCCAAGUGAUGAAACUUUAUUAGAACCUGUGCCCAGUGAAUGCAUAAGGGAUUUAUCUGGUAGAGGUGUUAAUAAAGAUCAAAAUUAUAUUACGGCUUUACAACAUUUACAAAAAAAAAUUGCAAAUACUUAUGGAUGA